This is a messenger RNA of Physella acuta, 6569 nucleotides long. RefSeq lists its product as uncharacterized. NCBI's taxonomy places the organism in Eukaryota, Metazoa, Mollusca, Gastropoda, Physidae. The record is from RefSeq and is a predicted model, not a curated record. Gene Ontology annotation, molecular function: mRNA binding.
UAAUUUUAAAAAAUUAAUUUAGGCUACAAUCUGUCUAGAUUACUCUAUAUCUAGAUCCAGAACUAGUCUAGAUCUAGAGAUCUAAUAAAUAAAUCUAUUCUUGGAAUAAUCUUUGUGUAGAUUGUAGAACCUCUGUUGCCAUGGAUGUACAAAACUUGAAACCAGACAGAAAUGGAUUAUAUUCAGUGUGUGUCCCUAUUGAUUACUUCCCUCAACAAGACAAAAAGAUGAUUGAAAAUAUAUUUAGUAAAGCAGGUUUGGUGAAAAGGACAAAUUUUAGCCAAAAAUACUUAUUUGUUAGAUAUGGAAAAAAAGAGGAAGUGGUCAAUGCUGUAAAUAUGUUUGGUAAACGAUAUCAUGCGGAGUUGGCAAAUGCAUCCAAGAAAGAAAUAGAGUACAUGAUGAAUGCUAAUAAUGAUACUGCAAGACCCAAUGACCUGCUUAUUGAACAACAAGAUUCCUCACUGGAUACAAAUACUUUUUAUAAUGGCCAGAAAACAAAUCAAAACAGAGGCAGCGACAGAGUCAAUGGUAAUAAAGUAAACGGUAGAAAUCUGGAGAGGAACACCAUGAUACCCGACAACUGUUUUGUCCCGCAUGUGAAAACUACAGCUUCAGAUAAACCUGUCACACUCUACAUCUCUAACAUUGAAUCUGAGAUGGAGUUCAGAGAGCUGAUCAAGCCUUACCAGCCAGAAUCUGUGAAUGUCAUCAAAAAACAGCCCAAGAAAAUCUUUGCCUAUGUUGAAAUGAGCAGUGAUUCAGCCGCCAAGAAAGUUAUUGAGGAUUUGAAUCACAAAGAACAGAGAGAGAAAACAUUGUUAGUUGACUAUAAAAAAAACAGUGGCCACAGAGAAGACUCCAGUCCUAGAAUGGAAAAUUUAGCAGCUAAACAAGUUCUGGAAAUGCCACAGCUUGAAGUGGAUUACUCGGAUAUUCCGGCGCUGAUCCAUGCAUCCACAAUAAAACAAGACAUCGAUGAGCUGAAUUUUCGCAUUUUUGUUGCUAAUUUUCCUUCGCAUUCUCUAGAGAGUACGCUCCGCAAGGCAUUUGCUGAGUACCACGUACGUGACAUCUGUUUGCAAAACAAUGUGGCUGCAAAUGGCUGCACAAAGGCUCUCCUCUACCUUGCCACAAUAUAUGAUGUACUGGCAGCUGUCAAGGAUAUGAAUGGAUCUUGUAUUCUUGGGAUGCCACUGAAGGUGGCUGUUCCAUACAGAGACCAACUUCUUCAAAAGAUUGUGGGAAAAGUCAAAUAUUGAUUGGACUCAGUUGUUGAUGUCACUCCAUUGGGAAUCUGCUUCACAAUUUUUUACUGAGGUUUUUUAUUCAAAGAUGAUUGUAAUUGUAAAAAAAAGAAUUCCUUUGACCACUGUAGUUUACUUAGAGUAGACUCAUGGUUUUAAUGGCUCUCAGAAUUUCUUUAGUGGUGCCAUAAUUCUACGGCUCUCAUAUUGUCCUUAUGAAAUGAUGGAGCCAUAGUUUGAUGGCUUUCAAAUUGUUCUUAUGAAGUGGUGUAGCUAUAAUUCUAUGGCUCUCACAUUAUCCUUAUGAAGUGGUGUAGCUAUAAUUCUAUGGCUCUCAUAUUGUCCUUAUGAAAUGGGAAGUCAUGAUUUGAUGGCUCUCACAUUGUCCUUAUCAAAUAACCGCUCCACCACUUCUUAGAUUGUCUUAAUAUAUAAAUCUAAAGUUUUAGUGCCACUGCCAUUGAAGUUACUAGUUGUGGCUAAACCUUAUUGAAGUUAAUCUGAAUUUGACAAUGUUGGUUAAACCUUAAUGAAGUUAAUCUGAAUUUGACAAUGUUGGUCAAUCCUUAUAGAAAAGUAUCUGAAUUUGACUAUGUUGGUUAAACCUUAAUGAAGUUAAUCUGAAUUUGACAAUGUUGGUCAAUCCUUUUAAAAAUGUAUCUAAAUUUGACAAUGUUGGUCAAUCCUUUUAAAAAUGUAUCUGAAUUUGACAAUGUUGGUCAAUCCUUUUAACCAUUAAUCUCCCAUAGCAUCUCCAAGUUUACCAACCAUAGAGUCCCAGCGUAAGGGGAAUAACUCUAAAUGAUUAAAUGACUAAUUUUACAGCAAUCAAUUAAACUCAUUUCAGUAAAUAACUAAUUAAAUUUUUAAAAAUCUUAUAUUGUAGAGAAAUGAAUGCUCUAAAAACUGAUACCAAAUAUGUCAGUAUUUAACAUAUAGGUAUUUGCAAAAAAAAAUAAAAAAUGUCGGAGAAAAUUCAAAACAGGUCAUUUUCCGUAGUCAACUUUAUUUAUUUUUGUCUAAACAACUAUGCAUCGAAUUUAACAGUUAAAUAUCAAUUUGGUUAUGUUUAAGAUAUAUAAUUCAUAAAAUACAUGCCUAGAUACGUUUAGAGGCAUUAUUUUAUUUUAUUUUUAAUAUUAAAUCUACUAAAAAUAGGACAGAUGAGUCUAAAAUUUUGAGAUAGAAAGAAACUAUUAUUUUUUUAUCUUUCAAAAGCGCCAUUGAAAUUAGAAGACCGGAAACGGAUGCUGAAACUAUCCGACUUCCUGUUUAGUUAAAAAUUAGGAUUUGUAGGCCAAAUUUUAAUGAAACAAAUUUAAUUUUUCUAUGCGUAUUGUAAGCGGGCGGCAGCGGGCGUUACGGGACAUUAACGGUGUCGGGCGGCAGCGGGCGUUACGGGACAUUAAUGGUUAAAAAUGAAUCUGAAUUUGACAAUGUUGGUCAAUCCUUAUAAAAAUGUAUCUGAAUUUGACAAUGUUGGUCAAUCCUUAUAGAAAUGUAUCUGAAUUUGACAAUGUUGGUCAAUCCUUUUAAAAAUGUAUCUGAAUUUGACAAUGUUGGUCAAUCCUUAUAAAAAUGUAUCUGAAUUUGACAAUGUUGGUCAAUCCUUAUAAAAAUGUAUCUGAAUUUGACAAUGUUGGUCAAUCCUUAGAAAUGUAUCUGAAUUUGACAAUGUUGGUCAAUCCUUAUAGAAAUGUAUCUGAAUUUGACAAUGUUGGUCAAUCCUUAUAGAAAUGUAUUUGAAUUUGACAAUGUUGGUCAAUCCUUAUAGAAAUGUAUCUGAAUUUGACAUGUUGGUCAAUCCUUAUAGAAAUGUAUCUGAAUUUGACAUGUUGGUCAAUCCUUAUAGAAAUGUAUCUGAAUUUGACAAUGUUGGUCAAUCCUUAUAGAAAUGUAUCUGAAUUGAAGAAUGUCAAACCCUAGAGUGCACCUGUUCCUCACUGUUUUACUUAGUGUCAACUGUUGUUUCUUGUCUCAAAUGGUCAUCUUAAUUAGUUCUUACAUGGUUACUAGUUCUUGGACAUUAUUAAAAAAAAUGGCAAUGAUAGUUCCAAUUUAUGAGCUAGCCACAUGAUGUGAAUGUAAGAAGUAUAGCUCUAAGGGUUUGGGGUGAAGCUACACAUCCCAGUACUGUUCCUUAUUUUCACUCAGAAUAUUCAUGUAGGGCAUCCACUAAAGUAAAAACUACUGCGCCUGGCCGUCACGGUUACAUCUAUGCCUAAUGUAUGUAGAGAGGAUAAAACUGAGAGCCCCCCCCCCCCCCUUUCAUCCUUGUUCAUGAACACAUGGUUAUCCUUUUCAUAGAUUCACUCAUGAUAAGGCAUUAACUUCAGCAUCGUAAAUUAUAUUUCUAUGGUCACAACAAUAAUAUCAUCUGAAUAUACAGAAGGGUUUUCUCUGGACUCAUUUUGUUAACAUGUGGUCCUAGAUCCCUUGCACAAAUUACCUGUUUCCUUGGCUCAUGACCCUUAAACCUUUUCCCUUGGGUCAUGGCCCUUAAACCUUUUCCCUUGGGUUAUGACCCUUAAACCUUUUCCCUUGGGUCAUGGCCCUUAAACCUUUUUCCUUCCGCUCUUGGCCCAUAAACCUUUGGUUUUGCAGCAUUCUGGAAUAACUUAGGCAUAUAUGUAUUUCUUUUAUUUACACAUUUUAAAUAGCAUGAAAUUACAAUCCCUUUGCUUUGUGUUGAGUAAAUGUACUCCAGAUAUUCCUUAACAACAGCAACUAGCAAAAACAUUUUAUAUUGUUGAAUACAAUUUUAAAUUUUGCACAAAUAUUGACCAGUAAACUAUGAUUCUUUGCUUAUUGUGACUAUAAGCUUACCCCACAACAACCUAAAGAUAUAACAUACCUAUUCUAUAGAAUGGUCUUUUUUUAAACUAAUCACACCUCUGAAGUUGACAUCCAUAAAUGAUGUCCACUUGGGAGUGGGUGUCCUAUUUAAUGUUUGUAUUUUUUUAAAAUAUUAACUUUGUUUUAAAAAUUGCAUCAGAAAUUGGUCAGUAUACUCAUUGCUUACCUUGGUUAGUUAGAAAGAUAUUGUGAUAUCACAAAAAGAAAAUACUAUUUGGAGGGGGUGAAGAGUCCUGACUUUUAUACCUCUGGCCACGUAGAAGUAGAAUCUAAAUUCUUUCCCAAGAGAAUUGCUUGCUGGUGAAGUUGGGUGCUGAAUAUAUGCAGUUACUUUUUUCUGGGUAGAAUCAGUAGUCCUUAUUAGGCAACUAUAUGGUUAAGCUAGUCAAAAAAACUGUUCAGGCAUUGUAUCACUAAAUAGAAAUUGAAUUAGUCAAAACAAAAAGAUUACGCUAAAGAUAACUAUUAUCCUUUAAGUUAAUUUAUAUAUAUAUAUAUAUAUAUGAGUUACAACGAAACUAAAUUAUGUAUUGUCAAUGAACAGUUUAAAAAUGUCAAGAAUAGCAAUAAAUAAAGAUAAGAUUUGUAAGAUAAGCUUGGUCCAUCCAAGGCCGCAGCUAGUUUUAACACCUUAAUGGCCUCAAUUUCUUAGUGAUCAAUAUCACACCUACAUUUUUAUCACCUGUCUUGCAAUAUGUGCAGAUCUAUUCCUCUCCACAAAAUCCAAAUAUGAGAUACAGAGAUUGCUUUACAAAACACACUGAGGGUAGAAAUUUGGUGGCUUCCUUGAACUGUAACAUGAGGAACCAUUGUUCAUAGGUGUUUAUAAACUCUUGUAUGAUAGUUUCUGAUUUUAAAAAUUUCUAGGGUCUACCAAAUAGCCCUUAUAACCUUUCUUGUGGCUCAUGGCCCUUAAACCUUUCUUGUGGCUCAUGGCCCUUAAAACCAUGGCCCAUGACCUAACGGACUUGUCCCUUUUUUAAACAGGGAUUGUUCUUGUUUUGCCUUUUUAAAAGCCCAAGUUUUUAAAUUGAGUUAUCACAACAGUUGAAGUGUUUGCAGCCUGUAGACAAGCACAUCUGAGCUCAGUUUUGUGUUUGACCAACUAUGCACCUGAGAGCUGCCAGCUAACAAGUGACCUUGAGCAGCAGUAGGAUUCCAAACUUGAAUCUUUGCUUUUGUUUCAACUAGUUUGCUGUGGCGCUCUCACCAGACACAAAUCAUCCUUGUCAUUUUUUAUCUUGUGUGUAUGUCCCUCUUGUUGAGCAGUCAACAGUUUGUAGAUAGCAAUUAAAUCCUAGUUUGUUAUGGAGUUUAAAUGCACACACUUAACUAACCAACUGAAUCAGGAUUUUAUGUUUGGCUGUCUAGACUAACCAACUGAAUCAGGAUUUUAUGUUUGGCUGUCUAGACUAAAACUCAAUCAGGAUUUUAUGUUUGGCUGUCUAGACUAACCAACUGAAUCAUGAUUUUAUGUUUGGCUGUCUAGACUAACCAACUGAAUCAGGAUUUUAUGUUUGGCUGUCUAGACUAACCAACUGAAUCAGGAUUUUAUGUUUGGCUGUCUAGACUAACCAACUGAAUCAUGAUUUUAUGUUUGGCUGUCUAGACUAACCAACUGAAUCAGGAUUUUAUGUUUGGCUGUCUAGACUAACCAACUGAAUCAGGAUUUUAUGUUUGGCUGUCUAUUCUGUGAUCAGGUUCUUGCCAUUUUUACAUUUAUUCUGGCUAGUUCAGAUUGUCAUGAUUGUCUUUCUAGACUAGAAAAAAAAGGCAACCAUUUUUGCAGUGUUAGACUCUGAAGAAUACAACUCUUGUUUAAAAAUUUGUGUUGUAUGGACAGGUAGUAACCAUGCUUGUCUUAGCAUCAAUCAGUUUGGGGAUUACACCUCCUACUGGCUUUUUCUUCCUGUCUUUAUUUUUUUAUUUCUUAAUUGUAACACUGAUUAUUUGGGUGUAAAUAUUUCAGUAAAUUAACAUAAAAAUUAAGUUCUGCUGCAUUAGUUUGUUGUUCUAAAUCUUAUAUUUUAUGUGAGGGUAAUAUUAAACUUUAUCAAAUUUUCAUCUUGUUUUUAUUUUGUUGUAAACAUUGUAUUUUUUUACACCUCAAACAUGUGUUCUCAAAAAAUAAAUUGCACACAUUGCAUGAAGGUCUUGGAUAAAAUCUAAUGAAAGACUACCAGUAACAGUUCAUACAUAUAUGUAUUAUUUAAGUGCUACAGAAUAAUAGGUCAUAAUUAUAAAAAGGUACUUUUAAUGGAACUGAGCUAACAUGGAUCUUUUUUUGGUUGCUCAAAGUUUAAUGAAAUUAAUUUUUUUGCCACUCAUUCUUCAUUCAACUUUUAAUAUUAAAUACAGAAAAUGAUAGAAUUACAAGUUACCCAUGCAUGCAACAAAUUAUAUUUUUUUGGUGACUUCAGGGGUGGGGAUGGAUGUCAUAAAUAGAUGACUAACAAUGCUGUCAUG